This is a messenger RNA of Eruca vesicaria subsp. sativa (arugula), 1434 nucleotides long. The record is from the annotation of a GenBank genome assembly. Lineage: Eukaryota; Viridiplantae; Streptophyta; Magnoliopsida; Brassicales; Brassicaceae.
AUGGAAUCAGAGAAACCCAUGUUCCAAGUCGAAAACUUUGACGAUGAGUUUGUCCAGAAGCUAGUCUAUGAUGCUCUCGUCUGGUGUUCCCUUCACGGGCUUGUCGUUGGUGACAAAGCUUAUCAGAAAUCAGGAACAGUUCCAGGGGUUGGGAUGACUCACGCCCCAAUUGCAUUACUACCAACUCCAUUCCCAGAGAGUUUCUUUAAGCAAGCUUGUGAAGUUGCUCCUCUCUUCAAUGAAUUGGUUGAUUGUGUCAGCUUGGAUGCCAAAUUCAUACAGGACAGUCUCUCCAGAACGAAAAAAGCCGACAUCUUUACAUCUAGACUUCUUGAUAUUCACUCCAAGAUGCUAGAAAGCAACAAGAAAGAGGACAUUCGUUUGGGUUUACACCGGUCAGAUUAUAUGCUGGAUGAAGAAACAAAAUCACUUCUUCAGAUAGAGAUGAAUACUAUUUCGUGUUCAUUUCCAGGCUUUGGUCGUCUUGUUACCGAGCUACACCAGUCGUUGCUUAGAUCUCAUGGGGAUCAUCUUGGGCUAGACUCUGAACGUGUACCCAAAAACACAUCCACUAGCCAAUUUGCUGACGCAAUGGCUAAAGCUUGGUUGGAGUACAACAACCCAAGAGCGGUAGUCAUGGUGGUUGUGCAGCCAGAUGAACGCAACAUGUACGAUCAGCAUUGGCUAAGCAGCGUAUUGAGAGAAAAAUAUCCACUUUUUAUAAUGAAGAGUUUAGCACAAGUCGAAAAAGAAGGGAGUGUACAAGAGGAUGGAACCCUUAUUGUUGAUGGCCAAGCAGUCUCGGUGGUUUAUUACAGAUCAGGUUAUACUCCCAGAGAUUAUCCAUCUGAAUUAGAAUGGGAUGCUAGGUUGCUUAUAGAGCAGUCCUCAGCUGUCAAAUGCCCGUCUAUAGCUUAUCAUUUAGCUGGCACCAAGAAAAUCCAGCAAGAACUCGCAAAACCAGGUGUUCUCGAGAGGUUUAUGGAUAACAAAGAUGACGUUGCUAAGCUGAGGAAAUGCUUUGCUGGACUUUGGAGCUUGGACGAUCCAGAAAUCAUCAAGAAAGCAAUCGAAAAGCCUGAGUUGUUCGUUAUGAAGCCUCAGAGAGAAGGAGGAGGUAACAACAUCUAUGGAGAUGAUGUGAGGGAAAAUCUACUGAGGUUCCAGAAAGAAGGAGAGGAAGAAAACGCUGCGUAUAUCCUAAUGCAGAGGAUAUUCCCAAAAGUCUCAAACGUCUUCUUGGUGCGAGAAGGCGUUUACCAUAAAGAUCAAGCUAUAUCAGAACUUGGAAUCUAUGGCGCUUACCUCAGGAACAAGGAGAAAGUAAUAAUAAAUGAGCAGAGCGGUUAUCUGAUGCGCACAAAGGUCUCUUCAUCAGAUGAAGGCGGUGUUGCUGCUGGUUUUGCUGUCUUGGACAGCAUUUAUUUGAAUUGA